This is a messenger RNA of Talaromyces proteolyticus, 2421 nucleotides long. Its product is annotated as putative C6 transcription factor. Gene Ontology annotation, biological process: DNA-templated transcription; regulation of DNA-templated transcription. The transcript has 4 exons. Gene Ontology annotation, molecular function: DNA-binding transcription factor activity, RNA polymerase II-specific; zinc ion binding; DNA binding. NCBI's taxonomy places the organism in Eukaryota, Fungi, Ascomycota, Eurotiomycetes, Eurotiales, Trichocomaceae. The coding region runs from base 1 to 2421 and encodes 806 amino acids. The record is from RefSeq and is a predicted model, not a curated record.
AUGACGGCUGAGCAUCCGACGUUAGAAUAUAGUACAGAGCAAGGCUCAAGCCCAAGCAGAGAUGUAAACCACGUCCGCUCACCCCUGCCGACCCGAGUCAGAAGCGCAUGCGAGAGGUGUCGUCGCCAGAAAACGCGGUGUGAUCCCUUCCGGCCUUGCUCUCUUUGUGCACGAGCUAAAGUUGAUUGCCGACCUCUCGCCGUAAGCCAGACGCGGCAAGGUAGCUUGCGAAAUCGCAAAAGAAAUCUGGGGAACCGCCAACGAAAGCCAAAUUACCUGACGGCAACUUCUGCCAAAAAGCCGGAAGGUAUCAGUCACCUUGGGAGCCGGCUUUCAGAGGCAUUGGCGGGUAGCAACAGUGAUCACGUAUCUGCUGACUUUCAUUGUUCACAACCAUCAAUCGACUAUGGCGAAGAAGAGUCUGCUGUGGGAAUUGCUCAGAAGAUAUUUGACCUCGGUAGGCAGCACAUGGACGAACAGGCCACAUCCGCCAUCCCCGGUUACAGAGCCAGGUCCAGUGCUAUCGCUCAGUCCACAGCAGCUGUCGGCGAACGGCUACCCAUCUCUUCGGUACUCGGUCAGCAACUGCCCUCAAUGGAGCUGGUUUAUGUUUUGCUGGAGGAGUACUUUGAUACGGUUCAUUGGUUCUCUCUCGUGGUCUAUGAACCGAACUUUCGAAAUAAACUCCACUCUAUCGCGGAUGGCUUCGUUUAUCCUUCCCAGAAACCAUUUCUUUUGCUGUUGGCAGUCAUGCUCGGGAUGGGGGCAUGGUACCGAUCGCAUCGGAAUCUCACUGGCCCGCCUGACGAUGGUAAUGAGUGGCUUACCUGGAGUGCAGACCUGUUCAAAUUGGUCGAGUCGCACAUCUUGGAGUUGAUGGACCAGCCUUCAGUCACGGCAGCCCAGAUCUGUAUUCUCCUUGGGUCACACCACGUCUAUCAUGGCCGUCCUAAUCUCUCCUUUUCGCUAUUGGGCGCAACCAUCAAGAUCUCCCAAGCUGCAGGAUUGCACCGAGAACCCUCGAAGGGGGAUUUUGAGGUUAUUGAGGAGAGGAAACGCGUGUGGUGGACGAUCUACACAUGGGAUCGAUUUGCGUCAAUCACAUAUGGAAGACCGCUAGGGAUUAACGACAAGGAUUGCAACCUCUCCAUGCCAGCUGACGUGUUAGAAAAUCCGUACUUUAUCGCUCCCAGAUCAGAACUAGGACAUACUGUCUGCUAUUCUACAUAUCAGAGGGAAUUGAACCGUCUUUAUCUAAUGGCAUCCAGAGCCCUGGAAGCUGUCUUCGGUUCGCGAACGUCCGGGUCAUCAAAGGAGUUGGCCGGAGAUACGUAUUUGGCGUUGGUGAAAGAAGCCACUGAAAACAUCCAGAGGUGGCGAAGCCAGCUCCCUGACAGCUUGAUUUUAGACCUCGAGCGAGAUUUUUCGCCCCAUAGCGUGCUAAGCGUGAGAGCACAUACCUUACAGUCUCUAUCGCUACAGUUGACCUACGACAGCAUUCUAAUUGUGCUCCACAGGCCUUUGCUAGCAAGGCAGGUUGACUAUUUGUCGACAAGCGAUCGUCACUCGCCAGUGAGGAGUAAUGUAGAUUUCCCCCUCGGCCAUUCAACUGCCGCUGCAUCCAGUUCACCAAACUUGCUUCUCGAAGCUGUAUCGCCAAGCGUGCCCAUUGAAAGCCCAGUACACUGGUGGAAUGCAGCCUUGAGAACAUCGCGAGUGACAGAACUACCCCUCCUUGCUCAACUUGCUACGGACAGCCACGGAGUUGCUUUUCUCGCCAUCAACCUAUUCAAUGCGGCGAUUGUGUUAGCUAUCAUGGCUCUAUCAGAUCCUCUUUCGGAUACAGCGCAGGUUGUGAAGCGUACGAUUACCCGCAUUUUACGUCUGCAGGACCUUCUUGGAAGGCGUUCUGCAUUGUCAAAGCAAAGCACUACCGUAUUGAAGAACGUUGUAGUACUACUCCUCCGGCGGGAAUCAGAGGCGAUACUGGCUCCGAUCACUAAAAGGACCCAACAACAGAGUCACCAAACCCUGGCAGGCCCUUCUUUCAUGUCGGUGGAAGAUACCCUCCGACUACCCCUCGAUGCGACGUUGAACGUAUCUGACCUCCCGGAAGGAGGACAAGCAUGCCCGGACCUCAGCAUGGCUCAUCGCUUGAAUGAGAGCCUGGCAUCAGUACAAUAUGCAUUACCUCCAGGAGAUAAUCGAAUUUUCGAUAUGCCCGUCCGUAGCGACAGCCACCAACCUCAUGAUCUCCUUCAGGAAAACAUGCGGCCAGAUGACCGAUGGCAGCUGUCAGCUCUGCAUGACUGGAGUGACCCUAAUGUUGCUUCAGGAUCGAUAGAAAAUACUACUAACGGGGAUAGUGAAUAUGGAUUGUAUUGGCUAUGGGAUAUGUCGUGGAAUGGAGCGGAUAUGUAG